AUCGGCCGGACUACGGCGCAUGCUCGGAGAGAAAGCGGUUAAAUUCAAAAACAAAAAUGAAAUGGAAUGAAUGCCGAGCUGGAAAUAAUCAAAAAAGUACACAAAACGUUUAAACUGGAGGAUUACAUAAGUUAAUAUUACGUCGGCUAAACAGUAAUCACGAACAUGGACACUGCGGAGGCGGCGAGGAACCGAAAUAACCCAAGCAAACCUGGUUCAAGGAGGAUUUCAUCGAUUUUGAAAGCACCUCGCACUCCACUGAAAUCUGUUGACGUAGACAAUGAGGACUGUCAGGAUGAACCAACUGAACCAGUUGAAAAGAAAAGGAAGUCCAGAAGAGUCAGUUUUGCAACAACAAACGAUAUAAAGUACAUCAGUGACACAAAAAACAGUUCUCCAGGGAUGGGUCUCUGUGAGGACCUUGACAUCACAGGAACAGAACAACAGAACGAGAGGAUUUAUGGUACUAACAACACAGUACAGCAAAUUGUCGGGAUGGAGACAUUGCUGAAUGCCCCCCUUCAUGUUUCACACCAACAUAACAAGGAAAACAUGUUUUACAUGGAUUACCAGGAUGGCAACAGCGAUAAGACAAUCUUGUUUUCUGGAGAGGACACCGCAUGCAUGGAGAUGACCCACUGCCACACUGUUAUUGACAAUGAUGCAGUUGACUUUAACAAGACAGUCCCAAGCAGUGAAAUCAUUGCCUUUGCCUCUGAAGAGAAGCGUGAAAAGAAUUCAAACUAUGAGAAUUUGUGUAAACCUGGUAACUCCUUUAAAGGCCCAGAUACUUCAGUGGGAGCUCAAAUAACGGAAUCUGAUAUGGAUGACUUUCUUGCAAGUCUUACAGAGAUCGCUGGAAAUAGCUGUCCAGGGACUUCUAGUCAAGGUCCAAAAACCACAACAAUGGGCACUUCAUUCAUUCAGUGUAGUGAUUCAGCUGUGUGUCCAAAAGUCAACACGAAAGCUUUCUUGUCUAGCCUUAGUUCAUAUAGAUUAGGAGCUGAUAAAGUAAACCAAGCACCAUGUAUAACAAAAAUGGCAAGCAAAAAUGAUGUGAUGUCAACAACCACAUUUCCAACCCCAAAGCACAGCCUUCAGCUUAAUGAGCGAAUUGUGACAGAAGCAGAUGGAGAUGACAUGGAUUUGACAAAAAAUCAGGCAGUUUUGAUGGAUGGAAAGGACCUGUGGGUUCAGGAACAAUCUACAAAUCAAGAGAAUUUGAAGGUGACAAAUGAAUUCAUGGGUUCAGAUGAUAUGGAAAUGACAAGGAACCACACUGUUCUCAUUGAUUCUCAGAAAAUGCAUGGAAUGUUAAAUCCGCCACUUUCCUCUUCAAGGAGGAGUAUAUGCAGCACAACUGCUAAAGAUAAGACCAUUAUCUUCUCAGAAGAUGACUAUGGUAUGGAAAUGACUGCAGCUCUGACAACUCCUAUUGAAGAAAUAAAUCAUCCAGCUAUAAGUGGUAAACCUAAAGUAAAACCAGGUUCUUGUGUGUUUGGUGAUAUAGGAAUGACAAGUUACCAAACAGAUACCAUUAGUCCCAAUGUGUUGGCAGCUGAGCCCUCAGACUCUGAUGACAUGGAAAUUACUAGGAGCCAAACUGUUUUUACUCACUCCAAAACCUGUGGUGUUGGACAAGCUAAUCCUUCACUUGCCUCUUCAAGGAAGAGUAUAUGCAGCACAACUGCUUCAGAUAAGACCAUUAUCUUCUCAGGGGAUGACUAUGGUAUGGAUAUGACUGCAGCUCUGACAACUCCUAUUGAAGAAAUAAAUCACCCAGCAAUGAGUGAGCAGAAAAAAGUUUUCAAAUCACCUAAAGUAAAACCAGGUUCUUAUGUGUUUGCUGAUAUAGGAAUGACAAGUCACCUAACAGAUGCCAUUAAUCCCAAUGUUUUGGCAGCUGAGCCCUCAGACUCUGAUGACAUGGAAAUUACUAGGAGCCAAACUGUUUUUACUCACUCCAAAACCUGUGGUGUUGGACAUGCUAAUCCUUCCCUUGCCACUGGAAGGAGAAGUUUGUCAUAUAUGCCCACAAAUAAAACGGUCAUAUUUUCAGAUGAUGACUUUGGCAUGGAAAUGACUACAGCACUUACUAUGCCUAUUGAGGAAAACCAUCCUCCUGUAAUUACAAAUAAAGAAAUGAACAGACAAAUUCCUCCUACAAAAUCUGUUGUUCAUUAUGAGCAGACUAAUAUGACAGGACCAUCAAGUAAUCAGAAUGGGCCUGGUAAGUGUGGAGGACCAACAGCCAUACAGUAUUUUGGCUCCGAUGAUAUGGAAAUUACUGGGAGCCAAACUAUUAUUGAUGGUGUUCGAAUGACUAAUCCUUCACAUGCUGCAGGAAGGCAAAGCUGGUCACAUGUGCCUGUCAACAAAAUUGAAGACGACUGUGGUAUGGAGAUGACUACAGCCCUAAUCGUGCCUGUUGAGGAACAUACACUUGUUCCCACAAGUGAAGGUAAAGCAGCAAUCAGCUUCCCCAGUACAAAUUGCAUUGGUGAAUCUGGACAAGUUGAUGGUAUGGAAAUGACCAGAAACCAAAUGGGUUCUGUUAGUCAAAAUGUUUUAGCGGCUGAGCACUUCGAUUCUGACAUGGAAAUUACUAGGAGCCAAACUGUCGCUAUUGACUCUAAAACCUGCAGUGUUGGAAUGGCUAAUACCUUUCAUGCCACCAGAAGGAAAAGUUUCUCAUGUAUGCCUGCUAAUGGAACAAUUAUGUUUUCAGAUGAGGACGUCGGUAUGGAAAUGACAACAGCCAUAGCUGCGCCUAUUGAGGAAAACCAUUCUCCUGUUAUUACAAAUAAUAUGUGUGAAGAAAUUCCUUUGGCAAAAUCUGCUCAUCUCUAUGAACAGGCUAACAAUCUACAACCAACAAAUAGUCAGAAAGUACCUGGUAAUCGCACUGGCUCAGCAGCUUCGGGCAGUUUUGACGCAGAUGACAUGAAAAUUACUAAGAGCCAAACUUUUGAUUCCAAAUCCUGUGCUGUUGGAAUGGCUUAUCCCUCAUCUCCAAUCAGAAGAAAAAGUAUUACAUGCAGACCUACUGACAAAACAGUGAUGUUUUCAGAGGAUGAUUUUGAUAUGGAGAUGACUACAGCUCACACUGUGCCUUUUGAGGAGAGCAGGCAUGUUCUCACAAAUGCUGGUAAAGCAUCAUUCAGGUUCCCAGGUAAAACAUCUACUGCUCAUUCUGGUCCAUCUCACCAUAUGGAAUUACUAAGUGAUCAGACAGGAUCUGUUAGUCACAGUCUAUUCACAACUGAACCCUCAAACUCAGAUGAUGUGGAUGUUACUAGGGUCCAAACUGUUGUUGACUAUAAAACUCCUGGUUUUGGGAUGGCCAACUCCUUAUGUUUGACUGGAAGGAAAAGUUUGUCAUAUAUGCCUGUGAACAAAACGUUGUCUUCAGAGGUGGACAUCAGAAGUGAUGGAGAGAUGACUACAGCCCUUGGCAUGCCUAUUAAGGAAAGCAGCCAUUGCAAUCUCACAAAGGCAUGUAGAGAAACAGCAAAGAUUUCAUCAGAUGAGUCUGAUGGCACAAGAAUGGUAAAUCAGUCAACUUCUAAUGAUGAAAUUCUUUCAUUGACCUCUCCAGCCUUUGUCUCUGAUAUGAGAAUGAAAAGUGAUGAAGCACUUGGUGCUGCAUCAGACACAAGCAAAGGCGCUCCUCCUCAGGAUAUCACUGUGUUUGCAGAAGAAAAUUAUAAUGGUAUGGAGAUGACAACAGCUUUUACUGUGGAAAUUGAUGAAAAUGCCUACAUCAAAGAAACUGCAACUGUUCCAUGUUUUGAUCUGCCCAAUACUGGAAUGACAAGCAGCCAAACGGAAUAUUCUGGGCCCUGUAAUAAUGAGGUUGCUAAACAAGGUAUUCAAACAACAGUUUCUAAUUCUGAUAUUCACCUGAAUGUGGGAAAAAUAGCAGUAACCGUAGCAAAAGGAAACACGUUGAAAGAAAACGAAAGGAAUUUAGCAUCAAUGGAUCAGAGCAGCUUCCCGGAACAUACAGUAAUGCAUUCUGAGCUGAAGGAUAACUGCAACAAAAACAAUGUUUUUGUCAUGGAUUGUACGGAUACAACAUGCAAAGAAAGUGAUGAUUUGGUCCACAAAAGGGACUCUGUUUUCACAGUUCAUCCAUUAUUAAACCAAAAUGAAAAGAAAUCUGUCAGAGCCUCUAAGAAAAUUUCCAGAAGAAUGAGUCUGACAGAUCUUCAGUCAAAGCUUAAUACUAUGAGGGAUAUUAUCAUUGAACCAGUAGACACAGCAAAUGGAUGUCUCACAGCUCCUGUCCCCCAGCUUUCAUCAGAAGUUAAAGAUUCAGUCUCUGAGUCUAGGAAUUGUCCUUCUAAUGAAGACUGCAAAAACUACCAACCAGCACUGCAUAGUCCACUAAAUAUCUCUAAGGAAGAUGAGAACGACCAAUGGAAAGAUGGUUUUGUUUGCACGACGCAAACUAACAUGACAGCUCCUAUCCCUUUCUUGAAAAGUAAACCAAAAAUAGGGAGGAUGUCUUUUGGUGGCUUUCUGCCCAAGCUCCCUCAAAAGAACAAAUCACUGAGCAAAAACUUUCCUGAAAUAACCAAAGGCGGUCAUUUGGAGAGCCUCUUAACGAAGAGAGUGUCGCAUGGUGCUUUCCAUCAUUCAAGUAGCGGCCCAGUUGAAAAUAUAGAUGAUGAGAUGCUUCCUGAGAUCAGCAGUGAGGAAGAUCUGUCAGAAACCAUUGAAGGUAGGGGGCAUGCAAGCAGCCGCAUCCAGGAAGACGCUUCGAAAGGAGAGUUAGGCCAGGAUGCUGUAGAUGAGCCAUUAGUGGAGGCACCAAUCCAAAAUGUCGCACAAGGCCUGAAAAGGUCUUCACCAAUGGAUGGCCAUGAAGAACGUACAGAGGAAAGGAAGACCAAGAAAAACCUAGAUUCAGAGGGAUCCUCCAAGUUUACAUCUCAGUUGAAUAGAAAUGUGGCAGAUGCUGCUGAGGAGAAUCCAUCAAGUACAACGGUCAAGACUUUGGACACGACCAACUCUAGUAAUAACUCCACCUACUUAAGGGCAGAAGGUACUUUUGACACUAGUGCUCAGAGAUGUAGUCAGUUUGAAACUGACUUUGAUGAAGCUACAGGGUAUGAGAUUGACCUUCAAAAGAAACUGGAUGAUGGCAGCAUUACGGUGAAGGAGUUCCUGAAUUUUUUCGGCAUUGACUUUGUCAUUCACAAACCACGGCAGAGUGUUCUUCCAGAUAAUUUUGCAUUAGCUCAUGAGCCACAGGACCUGCUUAUGGAGAAAUACGUCAACCGUCCCAAGCAGCAGGUUUACGAAGACGACAAUCAGGAACUCUCCAAGAUUGUUGAGAAACUGAAAACACGAAUGUGGGAUCAAAACAAACCUCUUAAAAUGAUUAAUCAGUCCUUUUGGGAAGUGGUGAAAACCUAUUCUGAUGAGCAGUUACAGAGAUUGAGGUCGAAGCUCAGAGAGAGGAAGGUAUACUUCCGAAAAAAGAGCAAAGGGUUCUCACAUGAGAUGAAGAUUGGGCUAUACAGCAGCCUGGUGCAAACCACUCAGCUUGCGCAGCAAAACUUGACAGAGAAGAUUAACGAGGCCGAUGAGUUCCUGAAAAACCUUGAUGAUUGUCUGCAGGACUUACAAGCUGAAUUGGACUUAAUGGACGAGGAAGGGUUGGAAGAAGUUGGAGCGAAUUCCGAGUUGAUGCACACAUUGGAGGUUAAGCAACAAGAACUGGAAAGUCUCAAUGUGGCUGUCACUGAAAAUGAAAGGGGUAUAAGUUUUCUUGUAAUGGAGAAGAACAGCAUUGAGGACAAAAUCUGCAGAAUUCAGGAAGAAACCAAGGAGUUUGAAAAGAAUAUUACAGUCCUAGACAGGGUGAUCGAAUGGAAGCUGUCUGAGGAGUCAGAGAGCAGAGCGCUUUACACCUUUCUCAAUGGAUCCGUGGAGCUGGAGGUGCUGUUUGAAUCAUGUGCCAAUACAACAGGGCAGACUGACCAGAAGGUUAAUGACAUCAGAUUUCAUUUACAGCUGGAUGAAGAGAACUCGAUGUGUUACGCCCGCCUCGUUCACAAACUGAUCAGCCAGUUCAUUAAAAGUGAAAGCAACUGGAUGGAGAAGUACCCCACCAGGCCUAACAUCCCACUGCUCCUACAUAAUGUCGCAUUGGUGGUGAGCCGCUGCCGUGUGCUGGGGGAGGAGAUCCACCAGUUGUGGAAGUGGGGCUCCCUGAAAUUUGAUGUCUUGCAGAUUGGAUGCCAGGAGACACAGAUCAGCAUUCUAUUCUCAAGUCUUAAGGCAUUUGCAAAGUUUGAAGUCACGCUGGCUAUUGAUCCUGCUUACCCAGCUUCUCAUCUGGAAGUGCUUACCUUCAAAAAUUACAUUGGAAAUACGAGGCUUGAGCAGCUGGAAGAAAUUGUGUCCACAGUCACGCCAGCCAGAAAUUACCUGACGAGGAUUGUUAAGAGGAUCCAUGACGUAAUCCUGCACUGAAGCGUGUGUGAACGUUAACCGCCCUUCUCCCAAGGAGACAAGUCACCACUUUUGAAUGCAGAGAAAAUCUGGGUUUAAAACUACAAGGUUUUACAGUAGGAGCAGGGGCUCGUUCAGACGCUAGAGGGCAGCGUAGGACCACUGGUGAUGAAUGCAUCGUGAAACUCAUGAGCCAAUGAACCUGGCAGUAUGAUAAAGCAUUAAUUAAAAAAUGUUUCGAUAGUUGCAUCAUUUGCAUUUCUGUUUAAUGUAAAUUCUUAUUCAUGUGUAAAAGGUCUUUUUACGAGAAUUUGUUUUUUACUGUUUAAAUCAUGCCACUUAGAUUGUUAUUGUCUAAUAAAUUGACACUUCGUGCAACAAGA
This is a messenger RNA of Paramormyrops kingsleyae, 6848 nucleotides long. It is a transcript of the gene knl1, whose product is annotated as kinetochore scaffold 1. Gene Ontology annotation, biological process: protein localization to kinetochore; cell division; attachment of spindle microtubules to kinetochore. The record is from RefSeq and is a predicted model, not a curated record. NCBI's taxonomy places the organism in Eukaryota, Metazoa, Chordata, Actinopteri, Osteoglossiformes, Mormyridae. Gene Ontology annotation, cellular component: nucleus.